UGUAAAGAUGGCAGCCAAGAGUUGUGAACGAGGGUACCAAGCUAAGCAGUUUGCUCCUAAAAAUGAGGGAGAUGUCUUCUCUGGUAGUCAGAAUACGAAGGGACCUCUAUUUGCUCAGUUCUUAUGUAGGAUGAAGAGGUUUUCAUUACAGAAGACGAAUAAGGGGUUAUCUAUAAUGACCCAUGGACUAGAAUCGACAAUAUGUAAUCUCACCAAUGACUUGAUCCAGUACUGAAAGGAACAAAAAGGUGUCUUGGAGGAACAAAGCUCUAAAGUGAGCCAAAGCAACGAAUUCUCACAUCGGUGAUUUUCCAAGAAUAGAGAGGCCAAUAACAGAUUAAGCAAAAGCAGUAAUCUUACUGGUGAUGACUUCAAGAGCGUUGACUCUAGACUCAGUAUGUCUCUAAAGAUGUCUAGCUACCAAAGAAAGGAGGUUCUUGAAGAGUUUCUUGACAUUAGAGAUAGCCUCAAGAUUAUAUUCAACAUCGUAAUUGAUGAAGUUUGGAAAUAUUGACACAAAAGCAUCAAUGCUCCUCAAAUUCCGAUCGAAACACCAACAGUUGUAGAAGAGAAGAAGGUUAAUUAAGAUAAAAAAAAUUACGAAGAAGAACAAGAUUAUUUUGAAUAAAAAUGCUUUCAAGCAAAAGUUACAUACUGACAGACCAAGAAACUGAACUUCAAAGCCUAAAUUCUUGAGCUCAAAGAAGCAAGAGAGACUAUCAAAGUUCAAAAGGACACAGUCAAGGAGUAAAGGAAAUUCUCGGAAUGCAGUUAACCAAAGUAUGAGAAAUUUUGAGACACAAUAUGUGACCAUUGAUCUCAAGGAUAUGGAUAAGAGUACUUUCCAGUCAACAAUAUUAAAAGAGCAAUCUAGUGUAAAUAAUGAGAAAUUUAAUUCCUCUCCAGCAAAUAUGGUAAACAAUAAGCUCAAGGAAUCCUCAGGAGUGAGCUUAUCAACUAAAGUUAGCCCCAGAAAAUUUUUGGAGUGCCAGAAUAACCCUGAUAAACCUGACUUGAGCAUCGAUGCUGACUUGAAUAGCGUGAAGGAUUCACCAGUAAGACAGUUUAUCUAUGACUCACUAAGAAGUAAGGAAGGAAUACAUCCAGAAAUAUUCAGUAAGAAAACUAACUGUCCAAAGAAGGCACCUCAAUCGAACUUCAAUAGAAACUUCAGUAAAGAGUCUGAUAUGUGAGCCCCGAUGAGUUGUAAUGAAUCAGCUGAAGAGAACAAAGAUGUACAGAGAAUUUCCUUUGAAGAGAAAAUUGAUUAUUGCGCUAAGUUGGCAAAUGAAGUAACUAACGAAAAUUUUGAUAUUAGACAACAGCUAUUUAAGGCUUUUGGCUACAACCAAGCCGAUGAGGAAUUUUAUAUCAGCAGAAGAAGAGGCGCAGUUGGUGAAGAUCUUACUGAAUACGGAAAUAAUAAUAGAAUUCUUCAUGUUAGACAAUCAUGGAAUCCAAAUCGAGAAAUCACCCCAACUUCUAGUAUACAGACAAGUGAAUUUUCUAAAUGGAAUAAACAAGAAGAUUCCGAAAUUUCAAGUGAGAAAAACAUGCUAGAUUCUUUUAAAUAAAAAUAAUGAUAAGAAAGAGUCUAAAUCUUCCAACCAAGAGGGGAUAGAGAAACCUAAAUAAGAUGAGUAAUAGCCCAAAGGUGAUGCAGAAAGUGUUCAACACUCUCAGUGAAAACCCGGGGCUUACAGAGAUUGAUGGUUCUCAAUCCAAUUUAAAGAAGAAUGCUCUCAAGAAGGAGAGUUUUGACAUAAUCUCUAAAGCUAGAGAAGCCUGAGAUAAAUACUUGAAGCUCAUGGAGGGAGAAAACUCACCUUUAAAGAAUGUUGAGAAGCUGUUAAACCCAAAUGAUGAAGAAGAAGUAGAGAAGUUCUGUAAAACCGUGUCAAAGAACAACUUAGCUCCAUAUCUAGAGCCAGUAGAGCAUUUAGAGAAUUCCAGGAGAUCAAGAUAUCAAGAAUACUUAGUCUCUGAAGAUGAUUGAAUGUCUUCAGAGAAGAGGUCUUUCCUCAACUCAGACAACUUCAUGAGCAUAUUCGAAGAUCAGCAGGUAAGGCAAGGCGGAAAAGAUCUCUAA
This is a messenger RNA of Moneuplotes crassus, 2089 nucleotides long. The record is from the annotation of a GenBank genome assembly. Lineage: Eukaryota; Ciliophora; Spirotrichea; Euplotida; Euplotidae.